CCUGAAUAGAUGAAAAGCAGAACAGAUGAAAUUACAGUGCUGACAUCACUGCAUUUGAGCUGAUUAGACGUGGCUACAUACAGACAGAGAUUCAUGGAAUUGUAGUAUGAUGUCAUGUGUCAUAUGAUAAUGUCAUGUGCCUCUGAUCUUCAAACUGCUACAAUGAAGACAUUGGAGGCCUGUGAGGUGUCAGAGAGGGAUGUACUGUGCAGCAGUACAAGUAAAUACCUUAUUAAGGAGUUCAUUGGAGAAGGAUGCUUUAGCAAAGUUGCCAGGGGUGCAAAUUUAUUCACAUCCCAGGACGUAGCACUCAAGCUCCUGAAAAGUGAACGUAGUGCUAGAAGAGAGAUCAGGAUGCUCGAAGCAGUGAGUGCCCUUGACCCAGUCAAAAAGAAUGUGGUACGCUUCUUAGAGACGUUUGUGGUCAAAGAACAGACCUGUCUAGUAUUUGAAGUGUUGGACAGGAACCUUUAUCAACUUCUCAGAGAGCGACAGAUGAAGCCACUGUCUCCCAACGAAAUACGGCCAAUAGCACACCAGUUGGUGACAGCCUUUAACGGCCUGAAAGGCCUCGGUGUUAUUCACUCUGACCUGAAGCCAGACAAUAUAAUGCUGGUAAACCAUGUGAAUGAGCCUUUCAGGGUGAAAAUUAUAGACUUUGGCGUUUCCUUCAUGACCUCGGAUUACAUACGUGGGCAGAAAAUUCAGCCAUUGGGUUACAGGGCACCUGAAGUCACCCUGGGCCUUCCCGUCUCCGAGGCUAUUGACAUGUGGUCUCUAGGCUGUGUGCUUGUUCUUUUGUACAUCGUCCAUAACCCCUUUUCAAAAUACUGCGAGUAUCAGUCAAUGGGAAACAUUGUAGAUAUGCUGGGCCAGCCAGCUGACCACCUCCUUGAUGCUGGGUUCCACACCAACAAAUUCUUCGAGGUGAACCAGCACUGGAACAAGCCAAGAUGGUGGAUGAAGACCCCAAAGGAAUACCAGCUUAGCAGUGGCCUUGGGCCUAAGAAACGCAAGCGGGAUUUUAAACGACUAAGUGACCUGAUAACAAUCUACCCAGAGAGACAGGGAGCUAUUGAGCUUGAGGACAGAAGAGCAUUUGUUAGCCUCUUGUCAUGCCUUCUAGACACAGACCCAGCGAAGAGGAUCACUCCCGAGAGGGCUCUCGCACACCCCUUUCUAACAAUGGUCCAUCUGGCCAAAAAAAUUGACAUCAAGUAUUUUCAGGAUUCUUUGGAGAAAAUGAAGGUCUUAGGAUUUGAUAACUUGAAAAACGGUCUGUCUUCAUUCGGGGAAACUACCUCAGCCGCUAAGAAAGGGACCAGAGAUCAAGAGCCUUCAGCCAGAACUCAUCCAACUCCAGCCAAACCUCAUCCAACUCAGAAGACACCAGCCAAAAAUGAGAGCUCACCUGCCAAAGUGAAGAAAAGCCGACUGAAGAGAAUCAGGAAUUUCUUUGGAAGGAUAAUGAGCUGAGGCAGAUGAGCUCUCUACAUUUAGGGUUAGAGUGAGUCCUGAGCUAUCUCUGAGUUGAUGCUGCUAUAAGUCUAGACUGCUCUCUCUCUCUGUGUCUCUCUCUCUGUGUCUCUCUCUCUGUCUCUCUCUCUUCUCUGUAUUAUUAUUGUCAUGAUAUGUAAUGUCUGGCAGAUCUUAAAACAAUGGCUACACAACUGUACCUGGUCUCUCUCAUAUCUCCCCCUUUUUCCACCCACCUCUCCUCUCACCCCAAGUGCUCGCUCACUGUGGGAACUGUUGGAUUUCUCUCUAAUAGUGUAAGGUCUCUUCCUUACUAUUUAAUUGAAGUGCUUUGAGAUCAUGUAUGUUGUCAAUAUGUAUUUGGUGAAUAAAAUUGAAUUGAGAUGAAUUUAA
This is a messenger RNA of Scophthalmus maximus (turbot), 1869 nucleotides long. Its product is annotated as homeodomain-interacting protein kinase 1-like. The record is from RefSeq and is a predicted model, not a curated record. Gene Ontology annotation, molecular function: SMAD binding; protein serine/threonine kinase activity; protein tyrosine kinase activity. Gene Ontology annotation, cellular component: cytoplasm; PML body; nucleus. Gene Ontology annotation, biological process: positive regulation of transcription by RNA polymerase II; smoothened signaling pathway; peptidyl-threonine phosphorylation. Bases 115 to 1476 code for a protein of 453 amino acids. The transcript is spliced from 8 exons. Lineage: Eukaryota; Metazoa; Chordata; Actinopteri; Pleuronectiformes; Scophthalmidae.